UUAAUUGCUUGGCUUCAGAAUAUGAAUGAGAGCCGAGGAUCACUCAACUUCACACCACUAGAAGGUCCCUUUAUUCCGCUAUCCUCCCGUCUCCCUCUCUCUCCGCUAUUACAGAAUUAGAAAACAGUUCGUAAACCCUAAUUAGCAAUCAACAAUGGCGAACUACGAUCUUACUCCAAGAAUUGCGCCGCAUUUAGAUCGUCAUCUAGUAUUCCCUUUACUCGAAUUCCUUCAAGAACGUCAAUUAUACUCAGAGGAUCAACUACUCAAAGCCAAAAUCGAUCUCCUUAACAAUACUAAUAUGGUCGAUUAUGCCAUGGACAUCCAUAAGAGCCUUUACCAUACUGAAGACGUUCCUCAAGAGAUGGUCGAUAGGAGAGUUGAAGUCGUUGCGAGAUUGAAGGCCUUGGAGGAGUGUGCUGCUCCUUUGGUUGCGUUUCUUCAGAAUGAGGAGAAAGUUCAGGAAUUGCGACCUGAUAAAAUUUAUAAUCUUCAGAUGCUUAAUGAUCGUUAUCAGAUUGGUCCAGAGCAGAUUGAGGCGCUGUAUCAGUUUGCAAAGUUUCAAUUUGAAUGUGGAAACUAUUCUGGAGCAGCUGAUUUUCUCUAUCAGUACAGAGCCCUUUGCACCAGUAGCGAAAGAAGUCUCAGUGCUUUGUGGGGAAAACUUGCAGCUGAAAUUUUAAUGCAAAACUGGGACAUUGCCCUUGAGGAGCUUAAUCGUUUGAAAGAGAUAAUAGAUUCUAAGGCUUUCACAUCUCCUUUGAAUCAAGUGCAGAGUAGAAUAUGGCUGAUGCACUGGAGCUUAUUUAUCUUCUUUAACCAUGACAAUGGACGAACACAAAUAAUUGACCUUUUUAAUCAGGAUAAGUACCUCAGUGCCAUUCAAACAAAUGCUCCUCAUCUAAUGCGUUAUCUUGCUACUGCGUUUAUUGUUAACAAAAGGAGAAGAUCUCAGUUUAAAGAUUUUGUUAAGGUGAUCCAGCAGGAACAAUCUCCUUACAAAGAUCCCAUCACAGAGUUUUUGUAUAGUGUCUAUGUUAACUAUGACUUCGAUGAGGCUCAAAAGAAAUUAAGAGAAUGUGAAGAUGUCAUACUAAAUGAUCCAUUCCUUGGAAAACGAGUUGAGGAAGGCAAUUAUACUAUUGUGCCUCUAAGGGACGAGUUCCUUGAAAAUGCACGGCUUUUCAUUUGUGAAACAUAUUGCAAGAUACAUCAACGCAUUGACUUGGGGGUCCUUGCUGAGAAAUUGAAUUUGAGCUUCGAGGAAGCGGAAAGGUGGAUCAUGACUCUCAUACGCUCUUCUAAGCUCGAUGCCAAGAUCGACUCUAAGUCAGGCACCAUAGUGAUGGAGCCCAAUUACCCUAAUGUGUAUGAGCAGCUUAUAGACCACACUAAAACAUUGUCAGGUCGUACAUACAAAUUAGUCGGCCAACUUCUUGAGCAAGGACAGGCACAAGCAGCAAGGUAAUUGUCAAAGUGGGUACCGCAAUGGCCAGUGGGUUAUUCUGUGUGGUUAGUUAUUUGUCUUUAAGAUUGCAGAGUUUAUGUAGAUCUCCUAAACUUGCUCCGAUACCUGGUUGAAAUUUUCGAAGAAUUGACAAUUUUGACGGGAAACAUCAACUGUUUUGUUUCUUACUCUUGGUUAAUCUAACAUGCUUAAUAGCUGUUCCGAAUUGCAAUUUUGUUAAUUUUGUGGAAUGUACUAUGCACCCUCUCGUAUAACACUAAUUGAUAGUUUUAGUUGAAGAAAAAUGAACACAAUUGAAUUGUUCUGAAUUCUAAAGCAGUAUUGGUGCA
Messenger RNA from Amaranthus tricolor (Joseph's coat), 1797 nucleotides. RefSeq names its product eukaryotic translation initiation factor 3 subunit E-like. The record is from RefSeq and is a predicted model, not a curated record. Gene Ontology annotation, cellular component: eukaryotic translation initiation factor 3 complex; cytoplasm; nucleus. The transcript has 8 exons. NCBI's taxonomy places the organism in Eukaryota, Viridiplantae, Streptophyta, Magnoliopsida, Caryophyllales, Amaranthaceae. Gene Ontology annotation, biological process: translational initiation. Gene Ontology annotation, molecular function: translation initiation factor activity. The coding region runs from base 155 to 1468 and encodes 437 amino acids.